This is a messenger RNA of Exserohilum turcica Et28A, 2251 nucleotides long. RefSeq lists its product as uncharacterized. Bases 23 to 1951 code for a protein of 642 amino acids. Gene Ontology annotation, cellular component: nucleolus. The record is from RefSeq and is a predicted model, not a curated record. Gene Ontology annotation, biological process: maturation of LSU-rRNA from tricistronic rRNA transcript (SSU-rRNA, 5.8S rRNA, LSU-rRNA). Lineage: Eukaryota; Fungi; Ascomycota; Dothideomycetes; Pleosporales; Pleosporaceae. Gene Ontology annotation, molecular function: nucleic acid binding; RNA helicase activity; ATP binding. The transcript has a single exon.
AAUCAUUCCAAUUGCACCAGGCAUGCUGCGUCGACGGCCUUCCGUCUGUCCCUUUUGCGAGCUGGGCCCGCUGCUGAAGCCGCUGCCAUCACCACCACUACUGCCACUGCUGCGCCGGCAGCCCCUUCACCAGGCCCGCCUGUACACGCAGAGGGAGCGCAAUGGCGGUGCCUAUAUACCAGCGUCAUCAUCGCCGUCUGGGCCACUGCGCUCGACAAGGACCCGCCAUGUGCCCCGGCCGCCGCGCAUGGUGCUUGCAGAGGACGUCGCGCGCACGUCAGAAAGCAGGCCAAAGAAAAAGCCCGACGCCUUCGCCUACCUGAAUCGAACCGAAGCCCCGCGCGGCCUCGAGCGCAUGCGGCAGCCGCGAGAAUCCCGUGGGCCAAGAGCCGCUGCCGGGCGCGACCAGAGCAGGGCGAGGGCACGACCUGAGCCCUUCCACGCCCUCAAGAUGCACAGCUCGCUGCACCAGGUCCCCUACUCCGACCGCACCGCCAUCAAGCGCAACAUCGACCAGUACGACUCCUUCGACAAGUUCCCCCUCGCCGAGCCCGUUCUGCGCGCCGUCAACGAUGCCCUGCCUGGCCUCGAGUACCGCAACCCCACGCCUGCGCAAGCCGUCGCCAUACCCGCCCUGCUCGGCAUACAGAAGGCGGUACGGAGCAGAGCAAAGGCUGGCAGAACCGGCCCAGACACAUUCCUGCUGGCAGCCGAGACGGGGUCGGGCAAGACGCUGGCAUAUCUCCUGCCCACGCUAGACGCUGUCAAGCAGCAAGAGAUGGGCGACAGGGCCGAGGCCGAGGAGCAGGCAAACAAGGCCGCCGAGGAAGCAGCCGCAAAGCAGCACGAGAAGAGGACAGACGUGUUUGCCGUCGAGGAGCCAGAGAUCAACAAGGCCGUCGACCCAGCACGCCCACGAGCCAUUAUCCUCGUCCCCUCCGCCGAGCUGGUCGCCCAGGUCGGCGCGGUCGCAAAGGCUCUCUCGCACACAAUCAAAUUCCGCGCUGCGCCCAUCUCAGCCAAAAUGUCGGCCACGGUCAUCCGCAAGCAGCUCUUCAACCCCAACGGCGUUGAUGUCGUCAUCAGCACCCCGCCGCUCCUUGCCAGCAUUGCCGAGACCAACCCCAACAUCCUUGCGCGUGUCACGCAUCUCGUCUGCGACGAGGCAGACUCUCUCUUUGACCGCUCUUUCAAAGAGAGCACAACCGAGAUUCUCGAGCGCGCUACUCCGUCGCUCAAGAAGCUGGUGCUGUGCUCUGCCACGAUACCCAAAUAUCUCGACAAGUACCUUGCAGAGAAAUUUCCCGACAUGCAGCGCCUCGUCACACCGAACCUGCAUGCCAUUCCGCGGCGAGUGCAGCUGGGCGUUGUAGAUGUAAACAAAGACCCCUACCGUGGCAACAAGAUGCUUGCAUGUGCCGACACGAUAUGGCAGAUUGGCAAGGCAUCGGCCGAUUACGACCCCACCGAAGGCAAGGAGGCGAUAGCAGUCAAGCGCAUCUUGGUGUUUGUCAAUGAGCGCGAGGAUACCGAACAAGUGGCACAGUAUCUGGUCAAAAAGGGAAUCGAUGCCCUAGCCUUCCACCGCGACACGGACCCUUUUCGCCAAGCAAAGAUUCUCCAGUCCUUCACCAGCGAUGCGCCAGCCAGUUCGAGUGAAAGCGAAGAAAAAGCACCCGCCGCCCCGCCACCAACAAGUAAACACAGGCUGGGCAACACCAAGGUGAUUGUUACCACGGAUCUCGGUUCAAGAGGUAUUGACACUGUGUCUGUCCGCCACGUCAUCCUGUACGACGUUCCACACACGACUAUUGACUUUAUCCACCGUCUAGGCCGCACAGGGCGCAUGGGACGCCGGGGAAGAGGCAUUGUGCUGCUGGGCCCCGGCGACCGAGCAGACGUUGUAAGGGAAGUGCGCGAGGCCAUGUUUAGGGGCGAGGCGCUCAUCUAGAGGGGAAUGUGGUGUAGUAUACUUAGUGUAUGAUUAGGAGGGUGUGUAUGUCCAUGGCCGCAUACCGAGUCGGGUUGGCCCACGACGCCGUUACGAUUGAAUCAAAAGAAAAUAGAACAGAAAGCAGGAACCACUCUUUGACCCGUCCGUUGCCACUACUCGGCCGCGGGACCUGGCAGCACUCUCUCAUACUCUCUUCCCCAGUCUUGGUGUAGACAAGAUUGGCAUAGAUGGCCGGGUGGUACGCUACCGGCCGUGGCCCGGGCAACGACACAAGGAACGGCUUGUAUUGAAUGCAGC